AUGCUGAGCGCAAUCAUCCGAGCAAUCGAGGUCUCCUCGGACGCGUCUCCGUACCAGAACGCAGACAUACUGCCUCUGCCGCCGGCGCGUCGGACGUGGUCGAAGAAAGUGUUUGCUUUCUUCUGGCUAUCCACGGCGAUCAACAUUGCCGAGUGGUCGGGCGCCUCAGCCGGACUGGCUAUUGGUCUUACUGUCGGACAAGCCAUCGCAGUGAACCUUAUAAGUACUCUGAUAAUAACGCUCGCGUUGGUGAUCAACGGCCACGGAGGCGGAAAAUGGCACGUACCCUUUGCUGUCAUCAACCGCUCAGCAUGGGGCUUACGAGGAUCAUGGUUCGCACUACUCAACCGCAUUAUCCUUUCAUGCUGUUGGUACGGCGUCGAAGGCUGGUACGGCGGCCAGAUGGUCAAAAUCAUGAUCGGUACGAUAUGGCCGAGCUUCUACCACAUGAAGAACACGUUCGGACCGGGGGCUGCCAUGAAGACUAACGAAUUCAUCUCUUUCAUCAUAUUUUGGACUAUCUCUCUACCUAUCUUCCUCGUAAAACCCGAACACUACCGCAUCCCCGCGAUUGUCUCCUCAGUCAUCGUGACGAUAGCCGCCCUAGCAAUAUUCAUCUGGGCAUUGGCGAAGCAGGGAAAUGCCGGCCCGUUAUGGUCAGAGCCCCAAGAGAUAUACGGCGUGCCGAAGCUUGAAGGCUCAAAGCUUAGUUGGGCGAUGAUGAGGAUUAUCACCAGCGGGAUUGGCGGGUGGGCAGGCGGGAUUUUGUACCAAAGCGAUUUUUCUCGGUACGCGGUUAACCCUGGCGAUCAAAUGUGGGGCCAGAUCUUCAUCAUCCCCGUGUGCUUGUUCGGCUCGAACCUACUGGGCCUCAUAACGACUUCCUGUGCGCGAGGGCUCUUUCCUGAGGAACCUUUGCUAUGGAGACUGUACGAUUUAUUACAGGCCAUACAGGAGCAUGGAGGGAACGGCACGCGAGCCGCUGUGUUCUUUGCGGCUUUUGCGUUUUUCUUGUCGCAGAUCUGCGUCAACGUGGUCGCUUGUGGCGUCGUGGGCGGGAUGGACCUAGCAGCUCUGUUGCCCAGGUUCCUCAACAUACGUCGGGGAUCAUUCAUCAUUGCUAUCAUCGGAAUUUGCAUCAAUCCGUGGAGGAUUUUAAACACUGCGAACUCAUUCAUCUCCGCUAUAUCGGCGUACGCGGUGUUCCUCGGUCCCCUGACCGGAAUCAUGGUGACGGAUUAUCAUAUCCUACGGAGCCGCCGAUUGAAACUGUCCCAUCUGUAUUUGCCCAAUCCGUCAAGUGACUAUUGGUUCUGGCACGGCUUGAAUUGGCGGGCACCCAUCGCGUGGGUCCUAGGCGUCUUCCCAAGUAUGCCAGGUUUCGCAGCUUCUGUCACGCCGGCAUCAGUGCAAGUCAACGCAGGAUGGACGCAUGUCUACUAUAUGUCGUGGCUCCUCAGCUUCUUCAUCAGCGGUUCAGCAUGGAUGGUCCUCAAUACAGUGUGGCCGCCCCCUGGCGUCGGAGAAGUGGAUGAAAAGGAUGUGUUUGGUACGUUCGGGCCCGCGGCGGGUGAUAGCGUGGACGCCAAGGAGAAGGACCUGGAGAUGACCGUGGACGACACGUAUCCUUGAGAUGCGCACUCAAGACGAGAGUGAUUACACCGCGAUGAUUGCCCAUGAGACAUCGUGCUCACCGACGGCCUGGGCCGUAGACGAUCCAUGGCUGGGAAGCCAUAGCGAUAUCUUCUCCUCAUCAGACGAAAAUACGCCUUCUGCCUGCUUCGUUCUGUCGUAGAAACUGACCAUCAAACCUACCUCUAUAGAAUCGAGGAUAUGAACACCCAUACCAUGCCCUGCUGAUUGAUCCGGC
Molecule: messenger RNA, 1870 nt
Organism: Gloeophyllum trabeum ATCC 11539
Lineage: Eukaryota; Fungi; Basidiomycota; Agaricomycetes; Gloeophyllales; Gloeophyllaceae
Exons: 22
Coding region: 1-1632 (543 amino acids)
Biological process (GO): nucleobase transport; transmembrane transport
Cellular component (GO): plasma membrane
Molecular function (GO): nucleobase transmembrane transporter activity
Source: RefSeq, a predicted model, not a curated record